AGUUACGAUUAGCUAAUGAGGGCUCAGUCUAGCGGACGGAUCUACACAUGGAGCGGUGAUACGGUCAAGCAGGUUCCGAUGGCGACACUUCCGAUCACGUCCUGGAUAUUUAGCGCUGGCUUCACACAGCCUAUACCAGACCACCAGGCGCACCAGCAUCUCUCGUCUCUGCUGACUCAGUGCCUUACCAGCAGCUCCUCCACCCUGAGAUACAGCAUCCAGCAAACGACGCACACUCCUCCGGCCAACCCGCCCCGACACCACCCUACAAAAAUGGCAAAGACAGCAAUCGCUUACAAAGAGAAGAUGAAGGAGAUCUCAGUUCUCUCGCUCAUCUGCUCUUGUCUGUACCCCGAGACCCGCAAAAACAUCAUGGGUGACUUUGAAGCAGACAUGGACAUCAAGCCCAUUAACAAGCGGGCCUCAGGCCAGGCCUUUGAGGUCAUCCUGAAGCCCACCUCCCCUGUGUCUGAUGUCAACCACUGCAUCACCAGCCCCCCAAAGAGGGACAUCUCCCUGGAGGACAUCCAGAAGAAACUGGAGGCAGCUGAGGACCGGAGGAGAUCCCAGGAGGCACAGAUACUCCGGGCCUUGGCUGAGAAACGGGAGCAUGAGCGCGACGUGCUGCUGAAGGCCAUGGAGGAGAACAGCAACUUCAGCCGCAUGGCCGAGGAGAAGCUCCAGUUCAAGAUGGAGCAGAUCGAGGAGAACCGGAUGGCUUACAUGGCCGCCCUGAUGGAGCGCCUGCAGGAGAGGGAGAAGCAUGCUCAGGAAGUGCGCAGGAACAAGGAGUUGAGAGAAGAGUUGACCGCAUGAGAAACCCCAACAGCUCCCACUUUCCACCUUAAAAAUCUCCUCCACCACCCCUGACCCUAAGGAACACCACCCAACCCCUCCCCCCCACCAGCUUAUCCUACAUUUCCCUAUA
Solea senegalensis (Senegalese sole) is the source of this 928-nucleotide messenger RNA. RefSeq names its product stathmin 2b (gene stmn2b). The record is from RefSeq and is a predicted model, not a curated record. Gene Ontology annotation, molecular function: tubulin binding. The coding region runs from base 16 to 816 and encodes 266 amino acids. Lineage: Eukaryota; Metazoa; Chordata; Actinopteri; Pleuronectiformes; Soleidae. Gene Ontology annotation, biological process: neuron projection development; regulation of microtubule polymerization or depolymerization; microtubule depolymerization. Gene Ontology annotation, cellular component: growth cone; cytoplasm; neuron projection. The transcript is spliced from 6 exons.